AUGACAGAAGCAGCACUCCUCUUCUGCUUGAAGGAGAACGGAGAGCAGGUCCCGGCUGCACAAAGGCGGCCGCUCCCCGCCGGGCGGGCGCGGAGGCUGCGGCGCGGUGCGGGCGCAUCAGCCGCGGCGGCGCGGGGGCUCGGCCGCUGUCACCCAGCGCCCGGGGGGACCAGCGCCGGCGGCGGGGACAACCCCACCCUGCGGCCCCGCCGGCUCCUCGUAACAAAGCGCCUCUCGCCUCCCUCCCUCCCUCCCUGCUUCCCCGCCUCCCUCAGCUCCCCGCCCGCAGGCCGCCGACACCGCUCCCUCCAGCUCCCCGCAAACCCCGCGCUGGAUUCCCGCCCGCCGCGGCGCCGGCCUCUCCCGCGGGGACACCGCCGUGCUGCGGGAGAGGCCCGGCCCGGGCAAUCCCGCGCCUGCGGGUGCGGCGGCGCUGCGGGAGGCGGCCGCGGGGAAAUGCGGCUGUGUGCGCGUAUGUGUGUUGUGGGGAGCGGCGUGCGAACACCCGGCGGCCGCCAGGAAAGGGGUGGGCAGCCCUUCCUGCACCGGGCACAGCCGGAGUUCCCGGGACACACGUCCCUAGCGCGGUGUGCCCAUCCGCAUCCCGAUCCCGCGGCCCCGGAGCGGAGCGGGGAUUCCCCAAUCCCCGCCCCGGUGCGGCGGCCGCGGACCCAGCUCGGGCUUUACCUCCGACAGCGCCCGGCGGCCCCCGCGCCUGCGCGCCAGCGCCCCCAGCGGUGGCCGCGGGAAGGGCCGGGAGCUGCCGCGGCCGCCCCGCUCCUGUUCCCGAUCCCGUUCCCGAUCCCGUUCCCGUCCCCGCCCGCCGGCACCGCGCAGUGCCGUGCCCGGCCCGGCCGGGCUCCCGCCACCCCUCCGUGCCUCAUCGCGCUCGGUGUGGCGCAGUUCCCGCCCGCGAGCGGGUCGGUGGCAGGUGCCGUUGCGGCAGCGGGGAGCGCCCUCAGCUCCUCCGGGCUCCGGACGCUGCCCGGCCCGCCGGUGAGUUGUGGGCAGCGGCGGCCCGGCGGUCUGCCGGCUCCGGCGGGAGCAGUGCCUGUGUCCGCCCCGGCGGGGCUGGAAGUGCCGGGAAGGGCGCUCUGCUGCCUGCGUCGCUCUUGGCGUGGGGGUCGGAGCUUCGGGGCCUCCGUGCUUCCCUUCCUUCGCUCCAUUCCCUCCCUCUCUUCUUUACUUCCUCCCCCUUCCUUGGCCGCCGCGGUCCGGGUGGGAGCGUGUCCUUCUUGCCGAGCCCCGCCUGUGCCUCCUGUUCCCUAG
Molecule: messenger RNA, 1269 nt
Organism: Camarhynchus parvulus
Lineage: Eukaryota; Metazoa; Chordata; Aves; Passeriformes; Thraupidae
Product: transcription initiation factor TFIID subunit 4-like
Exons: 2
Coding region: 1-1269 (422 amino acids)
Source: RefSeq, a predicted model, not a curated record